Molecule: messenger RNA, 1332 nt
Organism: Lentinula edodes (shiitake mushroom)
Lineage: Eukaryota; Fungi; Basidiomycota; Agaricomycetes; Agaricales; Omphalotaceae
Exons: 5
Coding region: 156-1190 (344 amino acids)
Biological process (GO): regulation of transcription by RNA polymerase II
Cellular component (GO): nucleus
Molecular function (GO): RNA polymerase II cis-regulatory region sequence-specific DNA binding; DNA-binding transcription factor activity, RNA polymerase II-specific
Source: RefSeq, a predicted model, not a curated record
UCGCCUGUGUAUUUGCUUUGCUGCACUUAUAGCCAUAGCUCGCUCACAAAAUACCGACUCUAAAUGCAAUUUAUGUGUACAUAUUAAAGAGAAGGAAGAAUCCUGGCUUAUUCCAUCUUCCUUCUAUCUCAUCUGCAUAUCAACUCAUAUACGCAAUGUCGUCUUCGUCUGGACGCCGUACCACCGAUCGCCCUACUCUUCCCCCCAUACGAGAUCUGUUUGGCAAUGAGCUAAGUCGUUUGCGGGUAAGUGACGACGAUGAUCCCGCGCAUUAUCGCGAUGCUCAGCGAAGGCGCUCCAAUGAUUUCUCGCAACGACCUUUCAAUGUCCCUCCGUCUCGAUCGUCGCAUCCAUCGCAUCUACCCAGUGAAUAUUUCUCAGCGGCAAGUCAUACGUCGUUUAGCUCCCCACACACUUCGUACGGACGCGAGCAACAUCGGCCUUCAACGCAUCUAGGAUACAAUUCGCGGAGCGUCACGGCUCCAGAUCAUGGCAAUUUUACAACAGCUUCACCGGUUCCUGCGCCCAACUAUCGAUAUCCAGACAUGGGAGUGGGACCCCUGUCCAGUCAAUACUCUUCAGUCAAUCCAAUUGCCACUCACGAUCCUUCGCGCGGUGCUGGCAGUCGCUCUUACUCUAACUACGAUUACCUCACCCACCCUCGAGUUUCUACCACCUUGGAUAACAGGAACAGAUCAGAAGAAGCGGAGUAUGCCCUAACUUCUUUGGCCCAAUCUUAUCCAGAUGUGCAACCUCCGUCGAGAGAUAUGCCAAAGGGCAGCGUCGCACCUCCUGCAAAGUAUGAAUGCACCUACUGUGGCAAAGGAUUUAAUAGACCUAGUAGCUUGAAGAUUCACCUCAACAGCCAUACAGGGGAGAAGCCGUUUCUGUGUCCCGUUGAGGGAUGCGGUCGUUCUUUUAGUGUAUUAUCCAACAUGAGGCGGCACGCUCGUGUUCAUAAUCAGAAUGCCCAAACCAGUGACGACGAUACCGGCCCCCUUUCACGUCCAAGUUCUUCCCGUCUCGCGGUCGCUCCCGUGGACUGGCAUCAGUACAGACGAGGCAGUACUGCAUCUGAUGUCUCUAGCUCAGAAUCACGACACAGUCGUAGUGGAUCAUCCGACUCGGAGGACGAAGGCUAUAACCAGACCCACUCAAUUGGGAAAAGUGUUCGUCAGCAUCACAGGUAGCCGACUUACCAGUAUACGCCAGUUGGAUGCUUUAGGCAUCGUCUCACUUCAGUAUUUAAGUAGCAGCGCCUUAUCUAUCAUUAAUUAUCGUUACUGAUUCAUCCUUCACCAUCUCAUGAAAUGAAAUUUUUGAACGCACUGU